UCAGGCGAAUGAAAGCCCAACUUCCGAAUGAAGCCCAAUCUACGCAAACAUAUGCAAAGGCCAAAAAACCCCCCUUUUCCCGCAAAGAAAGAUCGGAUACUCUUCACUGCUUUCUGUUCCCUUACAAUUGUUGGACUCCAAGAUGAUGGUUAGGAGAUUAAAUUCUGCUUCAGCAAAACUUAGACAUCUAUUCUCUAAUCAGUCUAAUCAUUUGUUCUUCUUGCCUUACUUAUCUAAUUCCAUUAUUUCCAAGCCCAGUAGUGUCUGUGGCGUUUUGUGCAAGGAUUUUGGUAGAGAAUCCUUAAUUGGGCAAGGUUAUGGAUUCCAAAAGUGCAAUCUUGGAGGUAUUUCGUGGAUACAUUCUGGUCGAUCUUUAAGCAGUGCAGAUAAAGCUGUUGACAGCAAUGGAAAUGUUGGUGAUGGUGGGGAUGGUUUCAGUGAGGUAAAGAAGAAGAGGAAGAAACUCAAGGGAAAAAGGGCUGUGGUGAGGUGGUUGAAGUUCUUCAGGUGGAAGAAGAAGAAAGACUAUGAGAGAAUGACUGCCGAAGAAAAAAUUGUUUACAAAUUGAAAAUGGCUCGGAAAAAAGAGGAAAGGCUUGUUGAAUCUCUUCAAAAGAUUGAGCCCAAGGAGUCAUCUGAAACUACACAUGAUCCCGAGAUAUUGACUCCAGAAGAACACUUUUACUUUUUGAAGAUGGGUCAGAAAUGUAAGAAUUAUGUGCCUGUUGGAAGGCGAGGCAUAUACCAGGGUGUGAUCCUAAAUAUGCACUUGCAUUGGAAAAAGCAUCAGACUUUGAAAGUGGUAGUGAAGACAUUCUCUCCUGAAGAGGUCAGGGAGAUUGCUGCUGAGCUGGCACGAUUAAGCGGUGGGAUUGUGCUUGACAUUGAGGAUGACAACACUAUUAUUAUGUAUAGGGGAAAAAACUACUCUCAGCCGCCAACAGAGAUAAUGUCUCCCCGGAGCACUCUCUCUAGGAAGAAGGCUUUGGAUAAAUCCAAAUAUAGGGAUGCAUUAAGAGCUGUUAGGAGAUAUAUUCCCAGACUUGAGCAGGACCUUGAGCUUCUUCAAGCACAGGUAGAAAGCAAGGUUGAUGCUUCUGCAGAAAAUCAAUCAACAACUGCUGAAACUGUUGACUCUACGUCGCCCUCAGACCUAACAUUGGAGGGAUCAGAAAGAUUGAAAGAGUUGAUAUCUAAAAGUGAUGAACUCAAUGAGGAUGAUGACUCAAUGAUGGAUUCGGGGUUGAAUUCAGAUUCUGAUGCUUUAUCAGAUAUAUUUGAAACUGAGUCUGAGUCAGAGAAUGAGGAGAAGUCGGAGCAGCAUCUCUAUCUAGAUGUGUUUGAAAAGUUUCCGCCGCAAAGGUAUGUAGAAAUAGAAGAUUUUGAAGAGCAUGUGCGUCAAAUAUCGGCUGACUCAAGAAAAGAGAAAUCAUCAGGUCAGGGUGUAAAUGUACCUGAUCUUGAUGAGGUUGAUAAGAUGGUUAUACAAGCUGCAUCACUUCUGAAGAACAAGAGGAGACGAUGAUGACUGGGCUAUUUUCUGAGGAUAAUGCAAUAUACACAGAAGAAGAAAUCGUAGCAUUCCAGACCUCUGAGUACCUAAACUUUUGGACAAUUCAAAUUGCACCAGAGACAUGAGAAAAAAUGCUAAAGCUUCAGACACAUCAGGCAUUUUGUUUAGCGAGAAGCGGGACUGCAAUUGUUUUGAUAGGGACAUGCAGGCUGGUUUGAGACGAAAGAUCAUCACUAACAAAGUGUGUCAUGUACUGCCUAGCCGUUGGACAUGCAAUCUCAUGGACUAGGUUGCUCUCUAUUUUUUUUUUUUUUUUUUUGUGGAUACGAUAAAUUAUCCUACAUUAGGGGAAGAGAGAGGGCUUGAAGAGGUUUCAGGAUAACUCAGAAGGAUAACUCAGAAGGAACUGAACCAUUACCGGAUCAGACGGAUGCACGACGCACUUAUCUAGAUUUUUUGAGCAGAACCAUUUUAAUGCACUAUGUACCCUCGUGGACUAGGUUUCUCAUAUUGGAAGGUCUCUCAUAUUGGACACUAAUAGGACCCACUGGGUGCAAUAUAUAUUGAUACGUUGUGUUUUCCGAGGGUUGUGAAUGAUGAUAGUAUCCCGGGUUGGAAGCUCAUCAACUGUUGCUGCCAAUCUUACUAAGGUUAAAGUUGGCCACUUGGACUAUGUUUCUUGUCUGAUUCUUGGGCAGAUUACGCCAACUCCUUAAAGUGGAUGGUCUCUUGCAGUGGCUUUGUUAACAAUCGAUUUGUUAAAUCGAUAUAAAGUUUUAUGACUGAUUUUGUAUUUAGCUUUGAUAAUUUCUUGUGCGAACUAGUCUUGGCAAUGGGAUGCAUUGGACCUUUAUUAGCAAUUAA
Messenger RNA from Coffea eugenioides, 2377 nucleotides. RefSeq lists its product as uncharacterized. Bases 143 to 1525 code for a protein of 460 amino acids. The record is from RefSeq and is a predicted model, not a curated record. The transcript is spliced from 4 exons. Gene Ontology annotation, molecular function: RNA binding. Lineage: Eukaryota; Viridiplantae; Streptophyta; Magnoliopsida; Gentianales; Rubiaceae.